Molecule: messenger RNA, 5041 nt
Organism: Bombina bombina (fire-bellied toad)
Lineage: Eukaryota; Metazoa; Chordata; Amphibia; Anura; Bombinatoridae
Gene: TARBP1
Product: TAR (HIV-1) RNA binding protein 1
Exons: 30
Coding region: 29-4885 (1618 amino acids)
Biological process (GO): tRNA methylation
Molecular function (GO): RNA binding; tRNA (guanine) methyltransferase activity
Source: RefSeq, a predicted model, not a curated record
CAGUUUUGUUUACACGUGUGAUCUGAAGAUGGAGCAGGCGCUGGCGGACUCUUUACUUUCUCAUUGCAAGGAUCAUGCUGCCCUUAUUAAUGAGCUCAGUUCAUGCAUGUCUGCUAGUGCAACACAGAGCCUGGAAAUCACGCGUUUGUUGCUAGGCAGGCUAGCAAAUAGCGGGGACUAUCAAGAACCAUUGAUUUCUGCAGUUACACAUCUGGCUAUUAAGCGAUGCCUCCCACUCCUAUCAACUUUACGAGACCACAACAACCUGCUCCGCAUGCCCGGCGAGUUGACACGCGUGAUCAGAGCUGUCUGUGGACUCUUACGUCACUGCGCAGAAAUAGGUGGACAGGGGGUUGCAGCUGCUAUCAGUCAUGCUGCACUUGCGAGUUUGGAACUUCAUUGGCCACGUGCACGAUGGGAGGGGCAUCGAGUUGAGAGAAGCGCGGGGGCGGAUCCUGUAAACAAUGGACUAAUUGCAGUUAACGAUAAUUUGAUUGAAAGUUCUGCAGAACUCUAUGUGGAGGACGCUGUUGAAGUGCUUGGGGCUGUAGUUCCAGCACUUCUACGUUCAGAUUCAGAGGGCAGUGCUGCUAAGGUGGAUCAGGUGGUAGAAGCAGCAGUGUCAGUGCUGAGAGAAGGCACAGAUGAGGCAGCUAACUUGGUGUGUGGAAGGCUGCUGCCAUGUUUAGGGGAACACAACAGGACCUUGAAGCUUCUUUGGGUGCAUAUAAUGGAACCCAAAAGUAGUACUGAGAUCUGCUUGAGCCGCAGACUGUUGGUAUUAAGCACCCUAGCUGACCAUUUGUUUUCACUUAGUGCUGCAGAUCUACCUACUGACUCUUGGUGCACAAAUAGUUUCUGGAGAACUGUGCGGGAUGGUUUGAGUUGGUCAGACAGCCUGGCCCGAAAAAGAGCUGUGUACUUGUUGAAGAGGGCUGUGGAUGUGUGUCAUGGGAGAGGGCAGCAGCUUUCAUGUGUUACAGAAAAAAAUGGGAAUGGAGAACCAGCUUUAUUCUUUUGGUCAGCCCAAGAAAAUGAAACACUUUUGCAGUUUUGGGAAACAUUUAUAUUGGUUGUGGAAACAUUAGAAGGAAAUCAGGUACAUGUCAUUAAACCUGUUUUGCCAAAAGUUAAUUUUCUUUUUGAAACUGCACUUUCUGAAAAUAAAGACUGCUGGGUUAUUAACCCUUCGUGGCAUCUCUGCAUCUACAAAAGAAUGUUUGAAAGUGAAAACAAAAACCUUGCAAAAGAAGGCAUCCUCCAUUUUUUUGAGAUGUAUAGUGAACCGUGUCUUCCAAGAUCAGAGGCCUUUUCAGAGUUUAUAAUUGGACCCCUUAUGGAUGCACUGUCUGAAAGUUCCAUGUUUAGCAGGUCACCAGGCCAGUUGAGUGGAGAAUGUCCUCUUCUUGGAACAAAGUUUCAGACUUUUUUGGCUACUUUUGUGACUUCACUUUCAGAGGAAACUAGAGGAGAGUUCCUAUUACAGUUCAUUAAAAAAAUGACCAGCAGGCACUGGUGCUCAAUCCCCAUAUUGUUUAUAUCAAAGGCAUUGGCAAAUAUUCCAACAAGUAAAGCAUGGGGAGUGGAAGGACUUCAUCUUCUAAGAGAAGUAGUUCAGUGCACUAUGGCUACACAUCAAAUUUUCAUCCGAGGAGCUGCUCAGUGCUUCCUGCUUCAAGCUGCUAUGAAUUUAGUAGAUGUUGAGAGAGUGUCAUUUGCAGAUGUAUCAAGUUUUCUUAUGUGCCUAAAAUCAGAGGAAUCCUUGUGCAGAGGAAGUAUGCUAUGGAAAGAGUUGUGUUCCUGGCUUUAUAAAAAUGACAACUCUUUCAAAAAACCAUCUUCUGAAUUUAUGGAAAAAGAUGGAAGAUCUUCAUUGAAUCUCUAUGUUUAUUCUUUGAUUGACAGUUACCUUAAAGUUCCUGCUUCGAAAGGGGGAAAUGAGCUCAUGCCAGACUGGUUUGAAUCGAAACUUGUUUCCACCAUGAUUCUUUUGGCUGCUGAUAUAGAGCUCAUGAGGAAAACAGACACUGACAUAGCAGAGCACGAUGAACUACGUACUUUUCUGAGCCCUCUCCUGGAUACUUUGUCCAAGCUCAGUACGAAUGCAUACAUGCCCACUCUGAAAACAGACAAGAGUCUACAGCUGCUCUUGAAAUUACUACAAACAUGUUCAUCUCAAUCCUCUUCAGAUGAUGCAGAUGGGCUAUUAGCUUUUCUCUGGAAUUUAGUUCUUACAACUGCUACAAGCAUCUUGGACUUUAUUUUAAGAAGAAUAGGUGGUGAGCUUAAAACUAUAUCAGAUGUAGAUCGAUGUGAUUUGUAUCUUGCCCUAGUGUCAGAAUUUGUGAGACUGACCCUAAGGUUUGGAUGGAAACAACCUACAUUAAUAUGGAAAUUCAUAUAUAAUAUUAUUAAGGUUGCAAUCCAGACUCUUCUGGACAGGAAUAACAAGCAAGCUCCUGAACUUGAUGAUCAAAUCCAAAAAGUAGUGAGCAUGGCCUCUCUGGCUUCAGUUUGUGAAAUACUAUCUAGUUGUCAAGAAUAUCAACUUGAUGCCCAUGAAUAUACUAAUAUGCUCAUCAAAUAUUUGUCAUCUGUGUCUCUUAAUAACACCCUUAUUAAACCAUCGAUUAAUGAACAAAGCUCACUGGAGGAAACCACUUCUUCUCGGGGAUGGGGUAAAAUAGUUGCACGUUACCUACAUGACCAGUGGGUGUGCUUGCAUUAUGUCCUUUACCAAUGUCACUGUUUACAAACAUCAGACACUGACACCCCUGAGCCAUUACUCUUUCAGACACCUGCAGCAGCACUGCAAUUGGCACUUGAUGCUCUUUCUAUUCUACCCUCUGAUCAGGCAGUACCUAUUUUCCAUUGUAUGAAGCUUCUUGUACCUAAGGUAAUGAAUUCCUCCCAAGAUUUGUGUACAGAAUCCAUAAACAUGGCUUGGAAUAUUAUUUCAUCUUUGUGCUCUACACAGUUUGUUUUCUGGCCAAAUUUAAAAGCUUUUGUGGAGUUUGUAUUCAGUAAUGAAGUCUUGUCAGUUGCUGCUUCCACUAAGGGUGAGGUGUAUCAAAGAAUAAAAGAGAUCAUACACCAGAUUGUUGAUAUGGCCAACUCGAAGACAGGCGUUUUUAACAUUUUGAUAUCGUAUUGUUGUGAAUCAUGGACAAAUCGCUCAAAAACCUCUGUCACAAAGGACUCAUUGCUUAAUGCAAAUAAUUAUAUUGACAUCAUCAUAGAGGCAUGCAUAUUUGGAACUGUGUUUAGACGGGAUCAAAGGAUUAUUCAAGAUACACAUGCAUUUAUCGAGAGUCUGGGUCAAGAUUGUGCAGCAAAUGUGGCUGUCAAAAGCAUAAACAAAGAUGAACACUAUGUGAGAGUCUGUGCUGUUAAAUUCCUUUGUUUGUUGGACGGAUCAAACUCUGAUCACAAGGAAUUUCUACAAGACGUUACUGUUAAGCUGCUAGACAAGGAUGUUCUUGUCUCAAAGUCAAAAGCGAGAUACUAUGGAAACUCACUGCAACAUCGAGUCAAGAACAGGUUGUGGCAAACUCUUUUGCUGCUUAUUCCAAAGCUUGAUCAGAACUUUUUGUCUGAAAUCAUUGAAAGGAUUUUUCAAGCUGGAUUUGGUAAUAAUCAAGCAUCUGUGAAAUAUUUAAUGGAGUGGCUUAUUAUACUGAUUCUCCAUACUUAUCCAGAGUUCCUUCCAAAAUUCUGGGACUGUUUUAGCAAUACCGAAGAAAAGCUUAAAACCAGCAUUUGCACGUUUUUGUCUGUGUUGCCUCAUUUUGAUGUGGUGAUUGAAAAGGUUCCAGAAAAGGUUCCUGUUCUGAAGAAAGCUCUAGUGACUGUUCUACAAUGGUGUUUCAAUCACAACUUCAGUGUACGACUUUAUGCAUUAAUUGCAUUGAAGAAACUUUGGUCUAUGUGCAAACAACAAUAUAUUGAAGAGUUUGAGGCUUUGUCCCCAGUUAUUGAAUCUAGUCUUCAUCAGGUGGAAACUAUACAAGGUGUUGGUAACGCAAAGAAAAACUGGAUUCGAAUACAGGAUCAUUUCUUCUUUUCUACUUUUCAUGCUUUAAAGGACUACAGUAUAGAGACUAUUUUUUACACUCUUCCAAGCCUGUCAGAGUUGAUUGAGGAUGAGUGGAUUCCUUCCUACAAAUUUUCCAACUAUGUAAACAUUUCUGGGAAUUCAUCAGUUCCACUGAGCAACUCCAGAAGUAUGAUUUGUAAUCUAAAGACAAGUGAUUGGUUGCAACAAGACCUAGAUUCAGGAGAAGCAGAUCAUCAGCCUGGAUGGUUGGAUAUCCAGAAAAAAAUAAUACCGUGGAAGAAUAGCAUUCCUGAUUUGGAUUUAGAAAUGGUUCUUCAGUACCGUGCAUCUAAACUUGGGAAAUCGAAUGGAAGUUUGAUUGUUGUAGCAUCUCUCAUUGAUAAACCAACCAACUUAGGAGGUUUAUGUCGAACAAGUGAAAUAUUUGGUGUUUCUGCAUUGGUUGUAGACAGCCUCCACCAUGUGAAUGAUAAACAGUUUCAGUAUCUAAGCGUGACUGCUGAACAGUGGCUUCCUCUAAUAGAGGUGAAGCCACGUCAACUUCUUGAAUAUUUACAACUGAAAAAGACGGAAGGGUACACAAUUAUAGGAGUGGAACAAACUGCGAAAAGUUCUGAUCUUGCGGAGUAUAGUUUUCCAGAAAAGUCACUUCUGUUACUUGGAAAUGAGCGUGAAGGAAUCCCUGCUAACCUGAUCCAGCAUCUAGAUGUUUGCGUUGAAAUUCCACAACAAGGUAUCAUCCGAUCACUAAACGUCCAUGUGAGUGGUGCUGUCCUGAUUUGGGAAUACACAAGACAACACAUCACGAAACAAAAAGAUGGAAAAUAGCCAGUUUUGGCUAAGCGUGCUACAGAUUGCCUCUGCUGCUGCUUUUAUUAUGACAUUUUCUACUUAACACAUCUUAGUUGACCAAUGUGCCGAUGUAUUUUUAACUUUUAUUUCAAACAUUAGCAUUUUUCUACAAUAAAGAUUUCAAUAAAGGCA